CGGGGCGAGCGGGACGAUGGCGGCGGCCGGGGAGGAGGCGGAGGCGGCGGACUGGGCGCUGCUGCCGGAGCUGGAGGUGCUGGAGUCCAUCUACCUGGAGGAGCUGCAGGUGGCGCGGGGCCGCGGCAGGUGGGAGCCCUGGGAGAUCAGCAUCACCCUGCACCCCGCCACGGCCGAGGACCAGGACUCCCAGUACGUCCGCUUCACCCUGGUGCUCUCCGUGCCCCCGCAAUAUCCUAAUGAAACUCCGGAGAUCUCCGUCAGGAACCCGCGGGGCCUGUCAGAUGAGCAGAUUCAAAAGAUUUCCCAGACCCUCAGAAGUGUUGCUGAAGCAAGGCUGGGGACAGAGGUGCUCUAUGAACUCAUUGAGAAGGGGAAGGAGAUUCUCACUGACAACAACAUUCCUCAUGGACAGUGUGUGAUCUGCCUUUAUGGAUUCCAGGAGAGAGAAGCCUUCACAAAGACCCAGUGCUACCACUACUUCCACUCCCACUGUCUGGCCCGCUAUGCCCAGCACAUGGAGGAGGAGAUCCUCAUGCAGCAGGAGGAGAGAGAUCAACACCUUUCACCGUCUCCCAAACAGGAAGUCGGUGUGCAGUGCCCUGUCUGCCGGGAGACCCUGGUCUAUGAUCUCUCUGCUCUGAAGGCAGCACCGCCCCCACAGCACCCUCUGGAGCCGUACAGGCCAGAUGCCAAGAUGCUGCAGCACCAGGAAGAACUGCGCCUAAUUUUCAAGAGACAGCAAGAGAAAGGAGGUAUCAUCGACCCCGAAGCAGAGAGGAACCGCUAUUUCAUCAGCCUCCAGGCGCCUCCAGCUGCUGCGGAUCCAGGCCAAGCAGCUGCUGCCUCUGAGCUGCCGGUGAGUGCAAGCACUGCAGACGUGCCCCAGCCGCCCGGCCAAGCCUCGACUCCAGAGCCAGCUGGGGCAUCGGAGGCCAGGGCAGAACCUGGGCGGCCUGAGAGGCCUGCUGUGCCCAGGGAGCAACCAAGCAAGAGGGAGAAGCACAGAGGGGAGAGGCCAGGCCCCAGAGGCCAGGGCAGGCAGCCAUGCAGUGGCUUGCAAGAACCGGGAGAAGAAGCCUGUCAUCCCCUCCAUGGCUCCAGGGGGCCCAGGGGCUUCAGCCAGAGACCAGAGCGGAGACCUGCUGGAAGGCACAGUCAGGAGUUUCCAAAGCCUCACAGUAGAAGUAGGGCUGCUCCCUUGGCUGAAAGAAAGGAUUUGUGCCCUGAAGAUCCCUCACCAGUAAUGGAGGCCGUGGACUUGAAAGAGGAGCACUGUGAUGUGGACAGAUGGAGUGCAGAGAAGGGGGCUGAGGCCCGGGGCAAGAAAAAGGAGAACCUGACAUUCAACCACAGCGACCACAGAGCAGCUACCAGCUGGCAGGGUCACCACAGGCCCUGGGAUUGUGGGAGGUGGGAAAGGUCCAGAGUUCAGGAGCGUGGUUCCUACCCCAGAGCACCAAGAGGGCGAGGGGUGUUCAGGCCCAGUGGACAUCGAGAAGCCCAUCUUGAGAAGGAGGGUGGCUCCUAGCAGGAAUGAUGAGGGGCUGGGCUGGGGGAAGGAAGGGCUAUUUCUGGGGAGAACAGUGAAGGCUCUGGUAGAGCAGUAGCAAGCAGACACCAUACAU
Molecule: messenger RNA, 1628 nt
Organism: Neopelma chrysocephalum (saffron-crested tyrant-manakin)
Lineage: Eukaryota; Metazoa; Chordata; Aves; Passeriformes; Pipridae
Gene: RNF25
Product: ring finger protein 25
Exons: 10
Coding region: 17-1531 (504 amino acids)
Biological process (GO): protein ubiquitination
Cellular component (GO): nucleus
Molecular function (GO): protein binding; ubiquitin protein ligase activity
Source: RefSeq, a predicted model, not a curated record